Messenger RNA from Fusarium tjaetaba, 912 nucleotides. RefSeq names its product s-adenosyl-L-methionine-dependent methyltransferase. Gene Ontology annotation, molecular function: S-adenosylmethionine-dependent methyltransferase activity. Lineage: Eukaryota; Fungi; Ascomycota; Sordariomycetes; Hypocreales; Nectriaceae. The record is from RefSeq and is a predicted model, not a curated record. Bases 1 to 912 code for a protein of 303 amino acids. The transcript is spliced from 3 exons.
AUGGCCCACGCAAAAGCCCAAGACGAGCUUCAGAAGCGUUACGAAGAAGGAUCCCAGUCUCUGGAAGAUCCCGAGGUGGAGCACAUGAUCCGCCAGGCGGAUGAGAUGAUGGGAAAACCGGCACGCAUGCUGAUCGCGCGAGCAGGACUAGAAGGUUCCACCACUGCAAGCUUCAGUCUUCUUGACCAUGGGUGUGGCACAGGUCUGAUCGCAUCCUGUCUUCAAGAAGUGAUUCAGCCUUCGGUCCUGUCACAGAGCAGGAUUUUCUGUGCCGACAUUAAUGCGCGGUUUGUUGAUAUUCUCCUGCAGCGCGCGCGGAGAGACCAAUGGAUCAACGUCGAGGCUGGCGUGCUGGAUGCUCAAGACUCAGGUCUUCCCAAGCACUCGUUCAGUCAUGUAACCAUGAAUUUCGCCAUGCAUAUCAUCCCUGACCCAGCAGUAGUCCUGCGCGAUACGAUUCGCAUUCUUCGACCUGGCGGCCUCGUGGCAUUCAGUGUGCCGCAUGCCAACAACGGUCAUGAUGGCGGAUGGGUACCAGAUCUCCGAUCAGCACUCGAAUCUCUCCCCUUCCAGACGUCGUUUCCGGACCCAAUGCCGGUGGCCCUUCACGGUAAGCCGGAAUGGGUAGAGCCUGAAAGCAUUGAAACGGAGCUGGCCCGUCACGGCUUCGUUGAUGUCAAGAUCGAAACUGUUGGUUCCAUCCAUCCCGUUGCCAAUGCCGAAGGCUUUUUAGCUUCGUUUGGAAUGAUGAUUAAGUGGAUAAUCAACACGUAUUGGACUGUGGAGCAGAAGGAGCAGUAUGAAGAUGAUUUCAAUAAGAUCCUGGUCGAGCAUCUCCAGAUUAAGCAUGGUGGGAAAGGCUGGGACCUCAAAUCAACAGCUAUACUUGUUACGGCUCGGACGCCGCAGUAG